This is a messenger RNA of Galendromus occidentalis (western predatory mite), 589 nucleotides long. RefSeq lists its product as uncharacterized. The transcript is spliced from 4 exons. The record is from RefSeq and is a predicted model, not a curated record. Lineage: Eukaryota; Metazoa; Arthropoda; Arachnida; Mesostigmata; Phytoseiidae. The coding region runs from base 80 to 514 and encodes 144 amino acids.
AAAUCAAACCACGUCGUUGUUGUUGAUCACACCGACGUCCGGCCAACGUUGCCAUUUUUCUCGUCGGAACACUGCCACUAUGAAUUAUUCGUCGUUGAGCGUUUUCAUCGGUGUGAUCUGCCUUGCCAUACUCACCUCCUCGAGCCCAGUAAAUCGAGAUGAGCUCUCGAGAGCCCUGCCAAAAAAAACCGUGCCAAAGAAUAAUUUCAAAACGGAUCGAAAUAGCGUUGAGCUUCAGUGUGAACCAGAAGAUUUUGUCGUGAAAGUCAAUUUCACUCAACCAUUCCGCGGCAUUGUUCACGCCGGCCCGAAGAGCAAUAAGUGUCUUCUUCGUGGAGACGGGGGUCAAUAUUAUACUCUCCGCAUUCCGCUCGAUGGAUGCGGAACAAUCCACAAUGAGGGCCGUUUCAGCAAUACUCUAACGAUACGCUUCCAUCCGUCCCUGGAACUCGAGGGGGACGAAUUAAAAACGCUAGUUUGUCGAUUCAAAACAGAAGCCGUCCUUGUCAGAUAGUUACAUUUCGCUCCCGAAUCAUAGACCUUGCACUAUUUAUGAUAUGACAAUAAAUUAUUCUAUGUAUUUAUCAAA